Molecule: messenger RNA, 1061 nt
Organism: Galdieria sulphuraria
Lineage: Eukaryota; Rhodophyta; Bangiophyceae; Galdieriales; Galdieriaceae
Exons: 1
Coding region: 23-955 (310 amino acids)
Source: RefSeq, a predicted model, not a curated record
AUUGAAUUUGAAAGGUUUAUAAAUGAACCAAAGUUUUCGUCUUCCCCAAGAAACAACUUUUGGAAAACCUACAAAGGAAAGUUCACAAGACAACACUACGAGUUCAUUAGUUCAAUCGGAAACAUCUUUACCGGAUAAGCUUAAACCGAUACCAGUCCAAAGUGUCAUUUUAUUUCAAAAACAACAGAAGAAAAAGAAUUUUGUUCAAAAAAUAUUCAGUUGCUUCUAUACCGAGAAAGAACCGGAACAAGUCAAAAAACCCAUCAAACGAGAAACUCCUAAACCUAUUCAAAAAGUUAUUUUACCAGAGACUGGACAACCACCAAAAGGUAUUGCUCCUUGGGAACGAUCAGGAAAGAAAAUAAGAACAAGCUCAAAUACUUCCGACAACAAUCCUGAGUCUUCCAAACGCCCUGUAACCACAGAAAAUGAGUCAACUAGAAGUGGAAAUUCAAGUAAAAGUGGCGGUUCUUCAGCUCCGUGGCAAAGUGGACUUCGGAAGAAGACUAAAGGGAUUGAAGCGGAUGAGUCUUAUAGUUCUUUUUCUAUUCCUGACGAACUUUUGAAACGUACAAAAGUUCCCGUCAACUACGAGGUACCAGUGCUACCGAAAAAGACGAGCGAGCAACUGGGAGGAGUAACGAACUCUAAACCGAACCUUGAAGGUACUGACAAAAGUAUGUCUACCGCAGAUAAGCCACUGGCAGACAUAAACAACAAAGCAAACACAAACAACAACGGCGUGGUCACCUCGUCUUCUCUUUCCACAGCACUACCAGCACCACCAACUCUUCCUGGCGCUGUUCCUGCUGCUGCUGCUGCUGCUGGUCAAUCAGUUGAUCAUUCUAAAGCACCCAAGGCUCCUCCACCUCCUCCUGUUCCAACAGGAAAGACGAAAGCAACGACACUUCCUCCUCCUCCUCCUCCUCCUCCUAACUCUCUUCUAAGCCUGUGAAGCAAGCAGGUGAGAGUAAGAUAUCAAAUAUACAAAUCAACGGUAUGGUGCUAUCUGAAGAUGUUGCUACAAAUAGUUCAACAAUACUCCCUCCUCCACCACCUCC